This is a messenger RNA of Hydractinia symbiolongicarpus, 13259 nucleotides long. Its product is annotated as protein DD3-3-like. The transcript has 19 exons. Lineage: Eukaryota; Metazoa; Cnidaria; Hydrozoa; Anthoathecata; Hydractiniidae. The coding region runs from base 10459 to 12852 and encodes 797 amino acids. The record is from RefSeq and is a predicted model, not a curated record.
GCUGAAAUGAUAAUAACAACAACAAUCAACCAUUCGUAAAAAAUCAUCAGUCGUUUCACUUCAACUAGCAUCAAGUUAAAGGGUAAAAAGUUUCAAUAUGUUUUGUUAUACUCACAUCUCUUCGCUAGCUGCCAUCAAAAAUUAUUAAAGCAAAUGCAGUUUUCCUCGUUUUUUAAAUUUGGACAAAAUAGUCAAAUGGUCAGUACUCAAUGCUGGGAGGUUGUGAGACAUAAAUCACACCACUACGACCACUAGGAUGUUUCAGACCCUGCACAAAUACCCGCCCUGUUUAACAGCAGUUUUGCAAAGUAGUUUUUAUGUUAUGUUUUGUUAGCUAAAACCCUAAAGUUAUGUAGCGAGCGGAUUUACCAGAUCACAGCAAGAGUUUAUUGUUUAGAUAUCCUGUAGCUAAUACAGCGUAGAUACUAAAAGUAGGAAACAAGUGUAACCAGCAGUAUUUUGAAGUAACCACCAGAGAACCACCAGUAUUUUGAAGUAAACGCCAGAGAACCAGCUCUUUUUUUAAGUUACUAUCAAAGAACUAGCAGUAAUUAUCAAUUUACUCCAGAUAAGGCAGCAACCCGAAGGUGUAGUGAUUUUUAUGCUCAAAACUUCAUGACCUAAAAACUACUUAAUAUAUAUGAUAAAUAGACCAUUUCGGAGAUUAUGCGCCAUUAUUGAUUUUCGAAGCCUGGUGGUGCAAGUUGAACUUUGAACCCUAUACGCCGUAGUAGAAAACUCUCUUAAAACACACAAAAAGAAACGAGUUUUGUAUACACUCUUAGCGUGUUUAGGUCUUCGUAAUGUUUUUAUCUAAGUAACGGGAUAAACCCAGACAACAUUUAUUUAGCUUUGAUCUAUUAAUGAAUUGGAAAUAGCAAUUAAAUACAUGUGUAAGAUGUAGGGAUACUGAGUGUGUUUUAUUAUUAUUUAACGCUAAAGUGGAUAUUUAAUCAACUUUAAACAUAUUUUUACGAUCGAAUUAUGCCUCUUACAACGCAUGAAGAUUUUUUAGAACUUAGUGUGAGGCAGCUGACUGACUUCUUGUCAGCUCUUACAACGUAUGAGGAUUUUUUAGAACUUAGUGUGAGGCAGCUGACUGACUUCUUGUCAGCUCUUACAACGUAUGAGGAUUUUUUAGAACUUAAUGUGAGGCAGCUGACUGACUUCUUGUCAGCUCUUAAUGUAUGAUUUUUUAGAACUUAGCGUGAGACUGACUUCUUGUGGACUGAGUAAUAGUUGAGUUAAUCGCCAGAGCUUUUUCUGUAAUGGAACUUAUUAUGCCAAUAAUUAAAACAAGCUUCACAGAGUAAUUUAUUUAUUUAUCAUAAAGAUUUACACUUUAGUAAUAAAUUACUGCUAUAAUUGCGUGUCCUGAUAAAGAAACCGAUAAACACAUACGUAUAUAUAACAUCAUGUAAAAUAUACAUUGUGACUGAAACAAAUAACAUAAAAAAAAAACAAAUCAAAUACCACUUUAGUUUAGUAAACUAAACUCAUCAUUUUUCCCUUUUUGAUAUUUUUCAAUAAGGGAAGCCUACAAAAAAAUUAUAGGGCAAUAGCGAAAACAGGGAAGAAAGACAGGUAUUUUUUCUAAUACCACUCUUGAAAGACUCAAAGAUAGGAGUGUUUAAGUAGACGAAUCAAGGGACAAACAUACAGAUUAGUGUAUUUAUCACCAAAAAACAAAAUUAUAAAAAUAUCAAAAUAAUAAAAAUUACUUGUAAUUAAAAAUGACUCUAUUCCUAAAAUCUGUGACUGAACCUGUUCACCGUAUUUCUAUGGGCAGUGUAUUGAAAAUUUUUACACCCAUUAUAGAGAAAAAGCCAGAUUAUUUUGGGAGCUACACUUCAGAAAUAGAUAAGAUUGUAGAGUUUUGACAAGUAUUGUGACAAUGGAUUAUAACUCUCUAGAUCUUCACAAAUAUUACAAACUAAACAUUUCUUUACAAAUCCAAAAACAAAAUUCAAGUCCAAAUCCAGUAAGGUAUUUCCAAAAUCAAAAAUUACUCUCUAAAGUAAGGCCACCCUCAAAAAUAUAAUUGGUUAGCGUCACCCGACCGACUCACUUUGACAGGCGAAAGUUGAGUCUGGAAUUCGGUAAAUUUGUAAAAAAUAAACCAAACAAUCCACAAACAAUCUUUUACAAGUGAAAACCAUGGGAACAACAUUGAGUGACACAAAUGGAACUUGAAACGGAGGCUAAAAAUACAGCUGGCGUACAUUUAAAACGAAUAACAAAAUAUGGCUGCGAAAUAUAGUAUUUAUUUUUGUAAUUUUUUAGGGAAAAUUUUUAACCAAACAUAUUUUCGACGGUGGCCUAAGUAUAAUCCAAGUUUAAAAUCUAAUGCCAAUAUCUUUAUAAUGCACAAAGCAGCUACACAAUUUUAUAUAUCUAAAUAUAAAAUGAAAUUACCUUUAACCAAGCAUUAAUUACUAAUUACAGCCUUAUAGCUAGGUGCAGUACAGUGUUCUAAAAGCAUUUUUGGGAGACCUCUAGCUAGCUAGCUACUUUAAAGGUUUUUAGGAUAUAUUAAGUUGCCUUCAUUGUACAAAAAGAAAUUAAAAGUAUAAAUAAGUGCAUAAUAAAUAUAUAUAUCAUAAAAUUAGUAUCACAAACAUAAAAACAGAUAACAAAAAGCAAAACUGUCCUGCCUCCAGCACAUCCGUUAGGCAAAAGACUGAAUAAAAUGUGAAGUCCAAAGUUCAACUUGCACCACUGAGCUCCGUAAAUCCAUAAUGCCGCAUAAUCUCCGAAAUGGUCUAUAAAAGGGCACCUUUUAUUUAUCUGACGACUGACUAACUCGGGAUCUGCAACUUGGUUUGCAAUCAAACUUUGUGGGUGAGCUUGUAUAAGCCCUAUAUGUUUACUCACAAAAUUUGAUUGCAAACCGACAUGCAGAUCCCAAGUUAUGAGUUCGUCAGCAAAAAAUUAAGAGGCCUGGGACGAGCAAACAAGUGUCAUUUUGACAAAAAAAAUAUGUUAAUCAAUUAACCUUUAUAAUAUCUAUGCAUUGAUAAAGUUUGAAUGCACACCCUUUAUUAGGUCUACAAUUACUGAUGUAAGAAAAUGUCCAAAUUUGCUAUUACUGAAAUAUGACAUUAUAAUUCAUGCAGCAUAAUUAAAUCUGAAAUUCUUUAAAUGUGAAUAUCUUGAGAACGAAAAGAGCUUUUUAAAAAUUUUAAAAAGACUUGUUAGAUAACUUUUUAAGCUCUAUAUAAGUCCAACAUCAUUUUAUGCCUCGGGUUCCAUUGAAGUUAUUUAUUUAUUUCGCCUAAAGACAAUAAUUGGAGGCCAUUCCUUGAGACAAGUGCGAUCGCACACGCACUCACACUCGCUCGCACACUGGUAAAAAAAUUUAAAAGUGCUUUUUAUUGUACUCGUGAAUUUUUUCUUUUUCUAAAAUAUUAUAGAACAGUGUAAAGGGCUAUUAAAAACCUAAUAUAAAAUCUCUGUUUUUUAGCAUAAAAAUAAACAACAUAAUAUUUAUCAUGAGUUGUCUGUAACAGCGAUGUACGGAACAAUCUUUUCUAAUGUUUAUAGAAUUUUGUUAUCUAUUUAUAUCUUAGCAAUCACAGUGUGCAUGAUAAAAUGAUGAAUGGCGGCAAUAAAAAGGAGAUAGUUGCGUGCGUCUAAUUAAUUGUAUUUUAUAUUUAUUUUUGAUAUUCUCUGUGGCCACCUGUUGCUUGAAGGUAGCGAACAUAAAAAAAGAAAAUUAUCAUCUAUACUAUUUAUCUAUUUAUUUUAACAUUUAUCAAUAUUUUCAACAGGAAUUAAUAAUUAAGUCCUAGGCACUAGGUUGUGAAAUACAUGUCAAUUAAACCUAAAAAUGAUACCUGCUAUACUGCUCUAUUACCAGAAGCAAAUCAUUUCAAGGUACCCAAAAGGUACACAAAAGAAAAAUGAUCUCCAGCAUUGUGUUUCAGAGAGAGCUCAUAACAUUAGCAAGCAAUAGAAAGUUAAAACAAUUUCACAACAUAUUUUUUAAAUAGCAGAAAAAAAUAUGAUGUGCAAUAAUUAAAAUGUAUUUUUUUUAAAAAAAUUGUUUUAUUCAUACACAAUGAGAGUGCACAAUUUAACAUUUUCCAUUUGUAUUUCUUUUAAUCAUAUUAUUCUUGCAAGACUUUGUAUUCAAGCAUCAUUUCUAUACAGCUUAAAUAACAUAAUAACGUUGUGGUAAAAAAAAAAUAGUUAAUAUUUCCAUCGCAAUUGUAAAUUUUGCUUACGAGUGCGAUUUUUCGCACACCAUAGCACUCGUAUUUUUUUAGCGAGUGCUUUUUGUAGCUCUGGCAUAGUUUUAUUUAAGAAAUGGCAAUUGACACACAAAAAAGAAUUGAAUUGAAAGCAUAAAUUUUUAACUUAAGGAUACAGUAACCCCCUUCAGGGUAAUUUUUUUUUUUAAAAAAAUAUUUUUUUAAAUUUUGAUUCUUUGGCAUAAUAGUAUGCUCAAAGUUUAAAAUUCCUCAAAUAUAUUUAAUCUGUAUAAUAAUUAAAGAGAGUUAUGCAGAACAAAUAAAAUAUUGUAUCUCUACAUAUAACAUAGGAAACAUUUACACUUUAAUAAUCUAUUACUGAAAUAUGACAUCAUAAUUCAUGCAGCAUAAUUGAAUCUAACUUGAAGCUAACUUUUUAAUCUCUAUAAUAUAAGUCUGACAUCAUUUUAUACCUUGGGUUCCCUUUCACUAAUAAAAAAACAUUACCUUUGACCCUAAGGCCAGUAAAGAUAAUAUAGAUAAAGCAUUUAUCUGUCCAAAGUGUCCAAAGCUUUUUCGACCAAAAUGUAUGACAUCUUUUAAAUAAAACGUCAUUCAGAGUUAACAUUUUCAACGUUCCUAGUUUAUUAUGCCAGAACAAAAUAUAUGGAGUUAAACUGCAAGUUUAGCUCAUGUUAAUUGUGGUGACAGAAGUACAGUUCUUUAGCAUUGUAGUUAGUAUACAUUAGGCUACUCAUUCCAAUAGAAAUACAUUGUUUUUAUCAGUUUUGUGUUAUUCUGGAACCCAAAGCAAUUAACUUAAGUUGUGCAUAAAUAGUUUGUUAUUAUAUACAUUAAAAUAUACACAAAUAUCAUUUUGUUUUUCUUUAUAAAUUGUAUGAAAUAGCAGCCAAUCUUGUGAUGAAGCUAAAACUAGCUAGCUACCUAUAAACAUCUUUAAUUUUGACAAUUAUAUAUAGAUCUUGAGAAAUAAUGUAAAAAAGAAGUAUUAUAUAAGUUACUUAGCUGCAGAACAAGAUGCAAACUGCUAAACUAUAGGUCCAAAAAUGGAUACUAUUUACAGAAAUAUAUAAAACUGAAGAAACAAGAAUAAAAAAGAUAACAAUUAGCCAUGCUGGAAGUUUGACAGCCUAUCAAACAAUUUCUCAAAAUCAAGGACAUUCUAAUAGUAGAAAAAUAAUAUCAAAACCCCUGCAAAAUUUAAGUAAUUUACUGUUUUGUCCUUUACCUUGUGCUCUGCCACCCUUUACCUAGAUAGCUUCAAAAUUGCUAAGACACUGUUGUCUGGCUUAUUACUACAUUCUCAACACAAUAUUUGAACUAUCCAUUUUCAACAUGGCGAACUGAUGUGAUGGCUUUCGUGGCCAGAUAUUAAUCAAUUUUUUAGCCAUUGUAAGUGUUGUUGGUACAUGUGGUAUUUGUAACUGUUUCCUAAGUUGAAAAAAAUGGACCCAAAGUGACCAACAACUUUUAAUAAUGAUAUAUUACGACUUUUAAAGUUAUUAUCAGGUAAAAUCUAAAAUAAUAGUAAAAUCAAUUAAUACAGAUUAAAACAAAAGUAUCUACAACAUAUAUACGUUCACUAAACUAAAAAAUAUUGAAAUGAUAUUAAAAUUUUAUCAAAAGAGUGUGACUUUUAAACUUGUCAUUUAUAAAAAGGGCUUCCAAAAAAAGUGCUGUUGAAACUUCGAGGUUGAUAAAAUUUUAAAUGUUUGUAUUGAAAGUAGACAUUCGCAGCUGUUGAAAUGUAAGACCACCUGACUUGAAACUCCUAAAUGCUCCUUAAUGCGGGCGAUAAAAUGCUGACUUGAUUGACCGACAUAACCCAAAUUACAUCAUGGACAACAAAUUUCAUAGACCACACCACUUUUAAAAGACAUAAUUACCUGGUUGUUUCAGGGAAGGUAGAAAAGUUUUCAACUUUGUAACGUUAAGAUAACUUGACAUAGAGCUUUCAACAUUUUCAGUGCGUUCUCGAAUCUAUCCUUAAGCUUACCAUGGUACUGGAUUAUUAUCAUCAUCUUUUCUUCUUCCGACCUUUCAUUUUGUUUUUAGACUUUUUAGGUGGAACUUGAAAAAAAAUUUCUAGAGUUUGUUUAAUGAUUGGAUCAUCAAAUGACGAUGAGCAUUGGUUGUCAUACAGUAUAACCAAUUACAAUAGUGUUGGAUGGGGUUUUAGCUCUGUUUGGUGCAGAUCUGAUACAUUGGUACAACGUUGCGUUGCUGUUGUGUUACAACAAUUAUCAGAUUACCCGACAUCAUCGCUAACCGAGUCCAACAUGUAGAUACCACAGCAAAACAUGACCAUCUUGCUGUGAAGGAGGAUGUGCAUUGUAUCGCAGAAGCUGUUACUGAAAAAUGUGCCACAAUAAUUGCAAGCAAACAUUUCAUGGCCAUUUUGACAGACGGUUUACAAGCUAAAAAAACGGGUAAUGACAAAGAAAUGGUGUUAGUACAUACCGAGAGAAAUGGUAAUAAAAUCUUUGAAUUAGGGAGUAACACAAAAAAAUUGCAGUGCUUUAAAAAAAGACAAUUUUUUACUUUUUUGUAUACAUCACUUUUUGUUGAUCACAAAUCUAUUUAUAGAUUGAAUGAAAAAGUUGCUUCAUUACUGAAAAUGGCUAAAUGGGGUGGAACUGCAGCCAAAGCAUUAAAAAAUGCAAUCAAUAAUAAUUUUUUAAAAAAGGAUAAAAUUCCUUUGCAAUUGUACCACGAAAUACUUGUGUAUAACCGCUGAUGGAGCAAGUGUUAAUGCUGAGCAUAAGGAGCGCCCUUCUCACAAGAAUGGAGCAUGAUAAAGAAAGGCCCUGGCUUGUUGUUGUAGUGGUUGGAGAAUCCAAGAAGAUUGUAGAUAUAUACCCAUUUAAGGAGGUUCGCUAUUUUUGAAAAAAAAGAUGGAAAUUUUUUCAUUCCAAAAAACUCUGCAAACAAGGAAAAUAUCAAUCUUUUCCAAAAAAUUCCUUUUAAAAAUCUAAUUACAUGUGACGUUGAAAUGUUGUGGCUCUUGUUAAAGAAAUUAAAAUCAACAUGGUUUUAGGCUUGAAGAUAGUAGCUAAAACAACGAAAUUUUUUUAACAGUAUCGCAUCAAUACUCUGUCAAUUUGCAAAAUAUAAGCUUUUUAGAGAAAAAUGCAAUAAAUUUAAGAAGUAUCUACGCCCAUAUUUCUUUUCUUAGCUCGACCCACCUAUAAACAAAACCUGAUUAAUUUCAUGUUCUAUCUACAAAAACAGAAACAUUGAAAUUUAAGCUAGGUGAUUGCUUUUGGCAAAACACGCAAAAAUACAGCUUCUUUGUCUUAGAAAGUUGAAAAUGAUUAGGGUUAUAUAGGACAUAAAAUAGCCCUUGUAUAGUUUCCUUGUAUGUCUCCACGUUUGCUUAGAACCAGCAAAGUUUUAUUUCAGUGGUGAAAGCAAUUGGUUAUUCUUCUGUGAAGCUUAUGCAAUCGGACAUUUGCAGAUGCUGGAGGUGAUUGUAGCAAAUGAAGCAACAAUUCUAUUGAGGAUAUCCAGUCCAAUUAAACGGGUGUGUCAUUGUAAUGUUAGUGUGUGUCAUAAAAGGAAAAACAAUAAAUUACAUUAUUAAUAUCUUUACUUUCUCGGGUUAGUGGGUGAGGAGAUUGUCACUUUGAGAAAUCAAACUUAGAAACAACAAGAUGAACCCUACCAACUUCGACUACUCCCUUAAAAAAAUACCUGUUCCAUUGAAACUUCAAUACAUAAAAACCCUAACCGACAAAGUGGAAUUUUUUUGAAAAGACUUAGAUGGAAUGUGCACUUCUAUGAUUUAGAAAACAACGUUGAGCAGGAAGAACAAGAACCGCAAUCGUUUGGAUUCAAAUCACCCCGUGUUCCACUGCAACACAAGCUUUUGCAAGGCUUCGAGCACGAUAUGUACAACCUUAUGCGCAACAUCAGUUUUCGGCUAAAGCUUACCUCGAGAAAAUAAACGCCGAAAUUGUAUCUAACACAAACGUCAAGCAAUGGAGAAACUCCCAAUUUGUUAUCAAAUGGUCCAGUUGCAUCGAAAACAAGCAUAGGGCAAAGUUCAUUAAGUUUGAUAUUGCCGAAUUCUACCCUUCCAUCGACGAAUGCCUUCUGAAAACAGCUAUAGCAUAUGCAAGAACCAUUACGUCAUUACCCGAUAAAAUAGCAGACACCAUUGUGCUAGCGAGGAAGUCUCUAUUGUUCAAUAAUAAUAACGAAGUAUGGAAAAAGAAGGGGGAAAACCCAUUAUUCGAUGUCACAAUGGGAUCAUAUGACGGUGCUGAGCUAUGCAAACUGGUUGGUUUAUACCUAUUGAACAAACUGUCAUCUAUUGUUGAUAAGGAAAAAAUUGGCUUGUACCGUGAUGACGGGUUAUGCGUUGUGGAGGAGGCCAGUGGACCCAUGAUGGAUCACCUACAUAAGAUAUAACCAAAAUGUUCAAGAAAGAAAGACUCAAGAUUACAAUUCAAACCAACUUAAGAGUCACAGAAUUUUUGGAUGUCAUGUUGGACUUAGAAAGUGGAAAAUAUUUCCCUUACAGAAAACCAAAUGACGCGACCAAGUAUAUAAACUCUAAAUCAAACCACCCUUGUAGUAUCAUGGCCGAACUUCCAAAAAUGGUUAACAGAAGAAUUACUGACCUAUCGUGCAAUGAGGAAGAAUUCAACAAGGCGAAAAGUCAUUACGAAAAGUCUUUGUUAGAAACUGGUUUCACCUAUCCGCUUGAAUAUAACAAAGAAACCGGCAUCCAACGCAUUAGAAACAGAUCACAAAAAAUCAUCUGGUUUAACCCGCCGUAUAACGUCACUGUCGAAACCAACAUUGGAAGUAUCUUCUUGAAAUUAAUCAAGAAGCACUUCCCACCUAACAACCGCUUCAGCAAAAUUUUCAAUCGAAGCACACUAAAAAUCAGCUAUUCAUGUAUGCCGAACAUGGCUAACCUGAUAAAACAACAUAACAACAAGAUCUUGAGUGACCAUCUGAAGGAAAAACAAAGGCCAUGUAACUGUCAAACAAAAGCUAAUUGCCCACUUCAUGGAGAUUGUUGGAUUACGAACAUUGUAUACAGAGCAGAAGUUACUUAAGUUUUGAUAUUAUGGCACAUCAGAAGGUGAAUGUAAGCUGCGUUACAAUAACCACACCCGGAAAUAUCAGAACAAAACCGAGCUUUCGAAGUUUAUAUGGAAGCUCAAUGACAAAAACCGUGCGUUUUGGAUUAAUUGGUCUGUUGCAAUGCGCGCAAGUCAAUACAAAUCUGGAAAUAAACGUUGUGACAUGUGUAUAAAGAUAAUGGUCAAGUAAACAUGUAGCUGCAAUGAAGUUAAGCCUAUGUUAACCUGGUACCAAAUGAGAUAGAUAACAAGAUGGCUGCGAACGUUCGACAUUAAAAUGGCAUCAGAAAAUUGUACCAGAAACAACAAGUAAUUGGGUAUAAAAGGGAGUGCAAGCAGAGUUAGAACCCCUUCAUGUUAAAUUCAAAAGCAGCAAGAGAAUAUUUAUUGUUCCAAAACCGUGGGUUUGUAUGUACAACAUUGUUGGUCAUAUACUACACAAAUAGUCUAAAAUUGCACAACUAAAUAUUUGCUUCUUAAAGGAGAGAUUCGUGUUAAAAUUGCUGGUGAUUAUGGUGAUACAAUUUUUAAGGUAACAUAUCAAAUAGCUAAUGUUAGAAACCUAAAGAAAAAGGAAAACACAUUUGUUUUUAGCAUAUUAGAAGCUAAGGAUCGAUUAUUUAAUCUUCGACUUUGUUUAGAUCGAUUUAAAGGUCAGAUAAGAUGACUUUCUAUAUGGUGGUUAUAAAUUUCUUUGCGCCAUGUACAGGAGAUUGGUGAUUCCUUUAACAAACACCUGAUAUAUUAAUCAUCUUUAUAUAUAGAAUUACUUGUUACAGCUGUCUUGGUGUUAAAUCACAUCUGAAAAAAUGAACACAGGGAACACUGAUUGUGAGCCAAGGACACUUAGCUAUUUAAAAGAGGAUUUGGAACGUUUUAAUGAGACUGGUUAAAAUCCAUUAAAAGCAAAAGAAUGUAACAACGUCAUUGCAGAAAUGUUUUUCAAUAUACCACUUAGUCAAUCAUAGAAGAUGUGGUCUCGCUGCCAUCGAGCACAUGGAAGAAUGAAAUGACAUAAUGCUUUAUCUGGACUGUGCUACUUCGUGUAUUGUAUUAGAAUAAAUAUAGAUUUCUGGCUCCAAACUAUAUCAACAACUCUUUAACUUCAAGUGUAAAGAAAACAACAUGAUGCAAUAAAUGAACAACUGAUGAAGUUGAUUCUUGUUGUUGUUUUUUGUUGCAAAGCAAGAUUAUCAUCCAUAUUGAUGCGGCAACAACUAAGCAUGUUGUUUUUCAUCUGCGCGCUUUUUGGAUUGGUACGUUGUGAUGUGUAUUUGCAUAACCCGAGAGGCAGCAAUAACCGACUUGAUGAACGUGGUCGAGAAAGAGCAAACGCAAACAGAAUGUUUGACUCUCAAAACAACAAUAGAGGAGGCUACAAUGUUGGUAGUUUGUAUUAUUAUGAAGGUUCUGAACUACCUAUCGAGUGGACCAAUCAGCACUCUUGUGGUGAGAAAAACGCCCACUGUGAGCUUGUUGUGCAAUAUAUGUGCGAUGAUCAGUUAAGAGAUGGUGCUAAAACAAGAACGAUUCCAGAGAAAUUAUCUCAAUGUGCCAACUUUGAUUGUGAUAGCGAUUUAGAAUAUGGCAUGAAUGAAAAUUAUGACUGGUAUCAGAAUUGUAAAUAUCGGGAGCGUAACAAGGGUUUAUUUACAGCAGACCAGAAAUUAAAAGGUGAAACUGCAAAAUAUACACGACAAAAUCCAGGAGGUACAAGAAGAGGUUACGAAUGUCCUGAAGAAAGAGAUUAUUAUCCAUAUUGGCACCCAACACCAUGGAAGGAUAUCGCAAUUAUGACCAACAAUGUUUCACGUUGCGAGGAAUAUCUAGCCGAGAGUCAAAACGUGAAAGAAAAAUACUCUUGUGUACCUCCGAAAGGAUAUAUGGAACACUUGAUCGCAAGAAAAGGUCCGGCACGUGACCGAAAGAUUCUUCCCAUUACGAAAGAAGAAUGCGAGAAAAUCGAGUACCCAGCAAAUUCUGGAAACUUUUCCAAGUGGACACCAACUCCCGCAUGGGGUAUUGAAGCACCGGCAUGCCUUGCCUCACCCAAGUCACGUGACAAUCAUAACGGAAAUGGGCCUAGUGGAUUUCCCAACAUGUUUAACUGGACUAUUUUAAAUACGCCUCAUGAACAUUGCGCCCUUCGCUUGCGAUAUAACAUUUCCACAGCUGAUUAUGAUGCCGUCAAAACUAACGCAAGCAACAAUGCUGCUAACAACAACAGUCCAGCUAAAAUCGAUAUUGGUUCUCUUGUGGGUCUCUCUGAAACGGAUGCUGAAGAUAGAGGAUACGUGUUUGAAAACAACCCCACUGUGAAUCCGCUCUCAGCCGUAAGUGGAAACACCAACAUUGGAAAGAAGUUAAAUUUACAGCUAGCUAUUAACACUGCGCAGUAUGGAAGAACGUUUGAGGAUAGAUCGCAUUCAUUUGCAAUUCGCGCGCGGACUGCAGAAUUAAAAGAUGCGAAAAUUCACAAUCUCAAUGUUCGAGGUAAGCGAGGCAACAUUGUACAAGUUUAUCCAGCUGUGGAAUAUGACUUCGUACCAAACAGACUAUCUGCAAGUGUUGGAGAUCAUAUUCACUUUCAAUGGACUGGUUCGAACACAAAUCCCAACAAUAACGACGGACAGGGAUUGGCUGGAACUGAUCGCAACAAUGUUGUUCUGCUGACGUCACAAAUUUACCCUGAAGGGGAACCUGGAAAAGCUGUUGCCGAAAAUUUAAAGUUUGGUCAUUUUGGAAAUAACUAUCCCGCACAUUUAAAUGGAGUAAAUUUAUUGGGAUUGCCCAAAGAAGAUUUGGUCAGUUUAGCCGUUCUCACGCCAGGUCAGCUACGUGGUGAAUUAUCUGAACUAGAUGAUGCUGGCACAUAUUUCGAUUUACCACCACGCAAAAUCACGAGAGCUGGUGACUACCAUUACAUGUGCACUCGAAACAACAACUUCUCCAAUCGCGGUCAGAAAGGAAAAAUUGUAGUGAGCGAGGCUAAAAGCGCGGAACAGCAAGUUGGCUAUAGUGGUGGAGCCGUUCAGCUUAGCGAUAAUGAAGGCGUUUGGAUAAAGCCAGCGACAGUUCAAGAUGGCAAACAAAUUCGGGUAGAGCAAUGGGACGAGAGUGCUGGAGAAGAAGUUGUUAAGCAGCAAGGUGGAGAGUUAAACAAAGGAGAUUCGUACGAAAGCAAAUACUUUGUGGUGUAUCCGUUCGAAAAGCUUGCCAACGGCGCAGAGGUAACGAUAAAAAUGAAAGUGGAGUCGGAUGACGCGGAAAUCUAUCACUCCACCGACUACAAAAACUGGAGAGAAAUAAGCGGCGCAGAUAUUUCUGACAACGUGGCAACUUUCCAAGCUCGAGAAGGAGGUGUUUAUGUUGCACGGAAGUCGGACAACUCAAAGACAAGUACGAUUGUCGGUGGCGUCAUCGGUGGUAUUGUCGCAAUUGUACUUAUCGUCGGCAUCGUUAUCUUUUGUCGCAAACAUCCAGAAACUGGUGCUAACUUGAAGCAACGGUUUUCCGGUUUAAAAAUGGGUUCAAAAGUUUAAACCAUUCACAAAUGUUUGCACAUUUUUUAUUAGGGAACGUCUUAAUGUGUUGUAUUUUAUCCUGAUAUACGAUAGCUAAAGUUAGUUAGUGAAAGCACUAAAAUGUUGAUUUGCUUAACCAUGUUGUGUUCAACUUUAUUAACUUACUAUAUGUUUAUCUGUUGAAAGUUUGUUACUUUUUUAUUUAGCUUUCAUUUUUCCAAAAAGUUUUUUGGGGGAAAAAAUGCUGAAAUUUUGCAUGGCAACCAUCUGUUCGAGUUAAGUGGCUUUUUACCAAAAAAAAAAUUACAAGUUACAAGUUUCAGGAUCACUUGUUAUUAUAUAUUGUUACAUUAUUUCUUUGUUUGUAACUGAAUUUGUGUGACUAAAUUACAAGCAAUCAUACAAAUAUUUCAAAUCUCAAAUUU